Aureobasidium melanogenum CBS 110374 is the source of this 741-nucleotide messenger RNA. RefSeq names its product alpha/beta-hydrolase. The record is from RefSeq and is a predicted model, not a curated record. NCBI's taxonomy places the organism in Eukaryota, Fungi, Ascomycota, Dothideomycetes, Dothideales, Saccotheciaceae. The transcript has 2 exons. Bases 1 to 741 code for a protein of 246 amino acids.
AUGUCAAAACCAGUCCUCAUCUUAUCACCAGGUGCAUGGCACCCUGCCGAGGUCUACGGCAAACUCGUUCCCCACCUCGAGGCCGAAGGGUAUAAGACGGUCCUACAUGAUUGGCCUUCGAUCCAGCAAGCACCAGUCAAAUCCUUCGAUGAAGACAUCCAGGCCAUCCGUACGGCGGUUCUAAGCGAAGCAGACGCCGGCAAUGAUGUUGUUAUUAUAGCACACAGCUGGUCAGGUUCACCGGUCAAUAGCUCUGUCGCCGACUUAAGCAAGGCAGAACGUACGAAACAGGGGAAACCAGGCGGAAUUGUCAAACUGAUAUUCCUCUGUGCUUUUGUCGUCCCCCAAGGCGUCAGCUUGUUGGAUGCACUAGGUGGUGACGAGAAUAACAUUCCACUCUGGAAUGUUCAGGGCGACGUCGUACAUGCCAACGAUCCUGCGCACUUUUUCUUCCAGGGACUGUCGGAAGACGAACAACAGCAGUUGGCAUCGUUGUUGAAGCCCCAUUCGAAAACGACGUUCUGCGAUCCUUCCAGAGGUGCGGCGUACAUGACUAUUCCAUCAGCGUAUCUUAUCUGCGAAGAUGAUGCUGCGAUACCUGUUUUCGCUCAGGAGGCCAUGGUAAAACAUGCACAGGAAGCCGGCGCCCCACUUACGAGCGAGAGACUCAAAUCUGCCCACAGUCCGUUCUUGACUCAUCCGCAGGAAACUGCCAAAUUCUGUAUCAGGGCUUUGACUUGA